AUGUCAGAAAUUCAAAAUUGUGAGCUUUGUAACACAAUUUUUGAAAAGCCACAAUCAUUAUCAUGUGGCGAUACAUUGUGUUUAAAUUGUGUUAAUAGCGAAAAAAAGAAACAAGGUGAAUUAUGGAAAUGUCCAUUGUGUAAAGAAGAGGUUACAGUCCAUUUUUUAAAUAAAAAACUAAAUUUGAUAGUUGAGGAUUUUAAAAAAAAACAAUGCAAGAUUCAUAAAAAACAACAUAUCAUCGCAAUUUGCCAAGAUUGUCAAUGUUUAGUAUGUAAAGAGUGCACAACUAGUUUUAAUCACAGAGGUCAUAUAUUUGGCACUAUUACAGAGCAGCAAUUCAAUGAAAUCUAUAAACAAUUUGGUAAAGAACAAUUUCAACAUCUUUUAAAUUAUAAAAAAGAUAUUUUAGAAAGAAAAGAAAGGGUAAUUAGCAAUUUUGAAAAAGCUAAACAAGAAAAUAAACAACAGAUCGAAUUGGUUCAAGCUACAUUCUCAGAUUUGGUUCAGUUCAUUUUAAGUGCUCAAGAAGAAAUCGAAAACUCUAUCAAUAAAACAAUGGAGGUUAACCAAUUAUCUUUUACAAAAUUAAGCAGCUUAGUAGAUGAUGUCGAAAAAGUUGUAGGUUCAAUUAUAGGUAACAAUGAAAGAUAUUUCAAAUCGAAUUUGGAGAGUCAACAAACCGAAGAAAGAAAAGCAGAAGAGGAAUUGGAUUUAGAAAUUAAAAAAAUAUUUGAAAACGAAGGUUAUAUUUCAAUCAUUGAAGAUUUUACUGAAGCUAACAACCUCUUAAAGUAUCAAUCGAAUAUUAAUCCAGAUGACUUUAUUAAAUCCAAUUUAUUAGUAAACAGUAAAGAAAUUAAUCAGUUAAAAGAUUUAGUAGUUUCAGUUUGCUUAUUUAAAAAACAAUUACCACAACCAUUACCUCCGCCAGUUCGUCGUACAACCAUUGCAAUUAGCAGUGGUAACAGUGUUAAUUCUGGUUUAAUGAAUUCACUCAGCCCAAGGGGUGCACAAAACGAAAAGCUUUUUAAUAGAAACUGUGGUUCGGCAGUAUAUUCUAAAAAUGUUUCAAUUCAAAGUUUUAUUGAGGAGGAGCCAUUAUCGUUCGAUCAAUCUUCAUCAUUUAAAACACCACCAUCAUAUAGUAACGAAAAAAAUAACCAUUAUUCACCAAUUAAAAAGAGUAUUUCUAGUUGUUCAUUAAAUAGCAAUAGUAGUGGCGAAGAGAUUGCAAAUACAAUACAAUCAUUACCAACAGUUAAUACACCAAAUUUAACACCACCAAAACAAAAAACAAGUCCUUCAUUGGCAACUCUUGACACCAAGGCAUCUUUAGGAGUUAUUAAUAAAAUGACCAAAGAUCAAUCAAAUGACUCUACUGUGUUCCUUUGGAAUGUAGUCGACGAAAUUCCAGAAAAUGUAAACUCUAUUUGUGUGACAUCCACUCAAAAAGUUAUACCAAUAGGUUCCAUUCCACCAACAGUUACCUCUUUAAUGUUCUCUGGGUAUAACCAACCAAUUAUCGAGGGUAGUUUAGUAAACUCCAUUACUUUGCUCCAUUUUGGCCAUGACUUCAACUUUGAUAUAAAACCAAAUAUGAUACCUUCAAGCGUUUUAUCACUUCACUUGGGUAAUAGAUUCAAUAAAAUAUUAGCACCUGAUGUAAUUCCCUCAUCUGUAACCGAAUUGAACCUAGGAGAAUCUUUUAACCAACCAUUAUUUGUCGAUUCUAUUCCAACAUCAGUCACUUCACUUUCACUAGGUGGCCAAUUUAAUCAAAAAAUUACUCAGGCUAAUGUAUUGCCUUAUAGUAUUCUUUCAUUAAAAUUCUCGCACGAAUUCAAUCAAGCUUUAUCUCCAGGUGUUAUUCCACAAGGAGUUGCUGUUUUAGAGUUUGGUUAUAACUUUAAUCAAUUACUUUUACCAAAUGUAUUGCCCAAAACCGUUCAUACCCUUAUAUUCGGGUAUUUAUAUAAUCAAAGUUUAGCACCCAACGUAAUUCCACCAUCAGUUACUUCACUCUCAUUUGGUUAUUUCUUUAAUCAACCUAUUAAGAGUAGCGGUAUUAUUCCAUCAUCAAUACAAAGUAUUAGCUUUGGAAGCGGCUUUAGACAAUCACUAACAAAACAUAUGUUCCCAAAACAAAUCAAAUCAGUUUUACUACCAGAUCAUUACAUUGGUAAAUCCGAAAUUUCAGUUAUACCUUCAACUGCAUUAAUUUCUUAUAAACCUAAAGAUUUUUAA
Messenger RNA from Dictyostelium purpureum, 2247 nucleotides. RefSeq lists its product as uncharacterized. NCBI's taxonomy places the organism in Eukaryota, Evosea, Eumycetozoa, Dictyosteliales, Dictyosteliaceae. The record is from RefSeq and is a predicted model, not a curated record. The transcript is spliced from 3 exons. The coding region runs from base 1 to 2247 and encodes 748 amino acids. Gene Ontology annotation, molecular function: zinc ion binding.